Molecule: messenger RNA, 5205 nt
Organism: Papaver somniferum (opium poppy)
Lineage: Eukaryota; Viridiplantae; Streptophyta; Magnoliopsida; Ranunculales; Papaveraceae
Product: receptor-like protein EIX1
Exons: 4
Coding region: 2319-5171 (950 amino acids)
Molecular function (GO): protein binding
Source: RefSeq, a predicted model, not a curated record
ACGGUCCGUCCUCAGGUGAACUCAGAGAAUAAAUUUUAAGAAAGAGGGGUUAAGCGUUUACUUCUGAUAUUUGCUUAUGCGUAACCUUGAUCAGUUCUUAAGAGUGGAAUACUAGACUAUAGUACUUGUUAUGGGGAUAGAGGAGAACAAAGAUUUGUUGAAAGGGGUUGAUUGGAAGAAUGUAGGUGGUGAUGUGACUGACGCUAGUUCUGCUGCUACACCAGUUAUUAAGAAGCGGCUUCCAAAGAAAGUUAGACAAGUUCCUGAGUAUUAUUUUCUCCCUCGAAGACCUUUAUCGGUUAUCCUUCCUUUCUAUGGCGCAUGUAUUGCGGCAGGAAUUGGUACUGGGAUGUUGAUUGAAGUCUGGAUUAACAAGAAAAUUAAAGAGGAUGGAGGGGGUGUACUUUGGAAGAUGGAAUAGUAAACGCCUGAACUUGAAGAUGAUAGAGCUUUUGCUGCGUGGCCUUAUUAGGUACUUAAACUUGAUAUCAUGAGGAUGGAGGAGAUGUACUUUGGGAGCUGGAAUAGUAGAUGUCUGAACUUGAAGAUGUUAGAGCUUUUCGUGGGUAGCCUCAUUUGGUACAUCAACUUUACAUAGUGGUAUGCACUGCCUUGUUUGUUAUGAUUUUGGAGUAUUGUGUGACUGUGUCUACGACGGUACUACCUCAAUUAAAUAGAGGCUAUGGCAUUUAUAUUUCGAAUAUACUAUGUUUUUCAUGUAUGAACUGUUUCCCUUUUGUUUUAUACUUAAUGGUCAUAAUGGUAAGCAAGCACACAUAAAUGCAGUUAAAGCAUGUUUUCUGACUAGGAAACACAAUUUAGAGAAAUGCUCCCUCAGAUUGGAAAAAUAAACCGUGUUGGCGUUAUUACUUGGAAAUUGAUUACAAUAUCUGAUCCUACUUCUGAAAUUUCUACCUUGUAUCAUUUUUUUUUGGGUUUGGCAUAGAUUGGGAUUGUUUGAAUUAUGAAAAAAGAAGUAUUUAUUUUUUUCUGACACAAAGGUAGAGAAUAAUUAGAGAUGCUUAGCCAUCUUACAAUCCCAAAAUGAUCCAUAUAAUGAUGGAGAACCCUAGCAAGCAGGAACAAGGGAAUGUUUGUUUUGAUGUGGAACAAGCAUCCAAGGAUUACAAAGUUUGUCGUGGGCAUUGUCAUCAUCUGCUUGUUCACUUUCAUCAAUUACUGUUGUAGAAAAUGGGUGGGUGAUUUAAAAUCUAUAAUCAGCCAGAAUUAUGUUCAGAAACAACCAAUUUAGAGAUUCCUAUUGACCAUCCGUUAAUAGUUAUAGCACUGGUGAUUGAGUUCUUACUUCUUACCAUACGGGUUAUGUACUUCAUAAAAUACUUAGCGUAAGAAAGAUCGUUGGGAUUUAGGCGGUGCAUAAGGGGCCUCAGUUUUGCUACUGUCAAUCGGGAAGCUGCAUAGGAAAGUGCGCAUACUUGCCCUUAUCCAGAGUGACCCAAGAGCAUCUGAAGAAGAAAUUUAGGCAAUCAGUGGCUUAGAUACUGUUGCUUUCCUUGGUACUUGAUAUCAGGUAAUCAAAGUUUUAUUUCUUAUAGCCUAUGGCCAAAAGACAUUGCAUAUAUUUAGUGUUUUGUUUCAAAUGCUUGACGCAGAUGGUUGAGAACUGAAGGAACUUGUAAAGAGAUUUCAGGAUUCAUUCUCUCCCAUAGUUCUUCGGCUUAUUUUUAUGUAUUGUGUAUAAUGGUUUUCUCUAUUCUCAAAUUAUGUUACAGUUAAAUAUCGCCGGUGCCUAUUAGUGGGUUUCCUUGUUUCAUAAGUUAUUGUGCUAGUCAAAGAUGAAUUAGAGGUUUUCUCAUAGUCAACCCUUCAAUCUUGAAAAGGUAUUAUGAUUAGUAUAUUUAUUUGUAUAAACAUUAAACAGUGACUACUUGCACUCAGCCCCUUCAACAGAUAUCAAGUUUUACGAUUGCAUCACGGACGAUGAUUUUUGUAGUGUAGAUGUUACGAAUGUUCUCUUCAAAGUGGACUUCAACCCUCUAAGGUUUCUUGGUUAAUACUUGAUAAUAGUAUCACUAUCAUAGUUGGAGGAGUAAAAUGUCUUAUUUUCUCCGUGGAAUUGAAUAUCUUAUCAUCAUGUGAACGCAUGGACUCUAAUGCGAUGAAAGACUGUUACUCUGGGACCUAGUCUAUUAAUGAUAGUCUAUUCCAUCUUGAAAAGUUGUAGUCCUUGGAAUUAUAAUGCAAUGCUGUGAUAGUGUUUAAACUUAUAUAUAUAGCAAUCUAUUAAUCAAAGGUUUUCUUAUAGUUACUAUACACCAUUGUUAUUUGAUUCAGAGGGUUUAUUUUUAUAUUUAGCCAUGAAUUCAUACAACAAGAAUAUACAAAUAAUAUCAUUCAGUUUUCUUAUUCACCAUCAUUUCAUUUUCUUUUUCUUGGUCGGCCUCGCUCAAUUUCCACUGCCCUCUGAUGGAUGCCAUGAAGAGGAGAGAAGGGCUCUCUUAGACAUCAAAUCCUCCUUACAAGACCCUUCGAAUCGAUUGUCCUCCUGGCAAGAAGGCAGCAAAUAUCAGAACUGUUGUGAUUGGCAUGGAAUUCAGUGUUCCAUCGGCUCUUUCCAUAUCAUCUCCAUCAACCUGCGGAACACAGAGUAUGAAAUUUACUUCAAUCAAUUUAAGUAUAGGGAUAAUAAAAUUGAUGAUGAAUUCAGUCCCCCAGAAACUGCACUUCAAGGUAAGCUUUCUCCUCUCUUCUUCCACAUUACUCAUCUUCAGUAUCUUGAUCUUGCCUUCAACAAUUUCCAAGAAUCACAGAUUCCGAUUCAGUUUUCUAAUCUAACAAAACUCACUCAUCUUGAUCUCUCCAACUCCAACUUCUCAGGAUCAACUUUGACACAAUUCACCAACCUAUCUUCUCUAAAGUACCUUGAUUUAUCAUCUUGUGGUGUUGUAGACUGCAUAAGGUUAUCAUCUACAAAAUGGUUGAGUGGGUUAAUAAAUCUCCAGGUGUUACGGUUGAGUGGUGUUAAUUUAUCCAAAGCUACAAUAUUAUCUGAAAACAAUUUUGCUGAACAUAUAUCUUUUCUUUCCAAUCUUAAAGAUCUUGAUCUAUCUUAUUGCAAUAUAUCUGGCCCAGUUUUUCCCAUCCAAGAGUUGAACAGUCUUUCUAGCCUAUCCUCUCUCAAUAUGAGUUACAAUCUUGAGCUCAAUUCCUCAUUCCCAGUACAUCUUGCUAAACUGCCUUCACUUUCUAGUCUUUACUUAUUAUCUUGUGCUCUUUAUGGUUCAGUUCCAUAUAUGCCUCAACUUAAAGAGCUCAAUGUGUUUUCUAAUCCUAAUCUCCAUGUAGAUCUUGCGCAAAUGUUUGAACAUAAGUGGCCUAAAUUGAAAUUUCUUAGGUUAUCUUCAACCAAAGUAACAGGGCCAUUCCAGAAAUUAAUUUCAAAUGCGCCGCUAUUGGAGUUUCUUUAUGCCUCCGGCUGUUCAAUUCAAGGAUCCAUUCCAAAUUCACUCUGUGAGAUUUCUUUUCUGCGAGAUCUUUUUCUGCAGAGGAACAAUUUUACAGGAACAAUACCAAGUUGCAUUACCAUGCUCAGGUACCUUAAGCGGUUAGAUGUUAGUAACAACUCUAUUGGGGGAGAUGUUUCACUUUCCUCUUUGGUUGCCAAUUUAGACUUGACUUUCUUAGAGCUGAGCUCAAACAAGCUAACAGUAUCUAUAGAACAACACUUACACCUAUACCCUAAACUUAAAUUCAAGGUGUUAGGGUUGCGGUCAUGCAAUCUGACAGGACUAUUCCCUAGUUUCAUUUGUAAUUUAACUGAUUUAGAGAUGUUGCAUUUACAAGAUAAUAACCUUUCUGGAACUAUCUCUUCUUGCAUCUACAAACUUAAAAAACUCCGAUCCUUGGAUCUCUCGCACAACAAUCUUCAUGGUCCUCUACCUCUUCCUUGUAAAAAUGCCAAGCUAUAUAAUCUAGCACAUAAUAAAUUCAACGGUGAAAUCUCGAUGGAAACCGGAAAAAGACUAUCUACUAUUAUCUCAGUUAUGUUAUCUGGUAAUGAACUUACAGGCUCAGUUCCCUCUUCUAUAUGCUCCAAUGAACCUGGAUUACAUUCUGAUAUUCAAAUUCUUGAUCUCUCCAAGAACAAACUAUAUGGAAUUAUUCCUACUACCGUAGGGUAUUGUACUUCUCUUAAGUAUCUAAAUCUUGGCACCAACAACCUCACUGGAAAUGUUCCGAAAGAGCUUGAACAAGCAAAGAACUUGCAAAUCUUGCAACUAAAUAACAACAAUCUUGACGGCGAUCCUCUUUAUUUCAUCGGUAAACUUCGCGAGUUGGUAGUUCUGGACUUGGGUAAUAACUGUUUUGGAGGAAGUAUAUCCCAUUUGUCUGGUACACUCAAUAAGCUUAAGAUUCUUUCUUUAAGAUCAAAUAAAUUCAAUGAAUCAAUCCCUAAAGACAUUGUCGAUUUGCAUUUGCUCCAUGUAUUAGACUUGUCGGGAAACAAUCUCACCGGGUUAAUUCCUAAGGAAAUAGGCAAUUUGAUAAUGUUAACAAAUAGAACUAAUGGUUAUCUAGGUCAUUUACAAUUGCAGAUGACAAACAAAGGGAUCAUGAUGCAAUAUGAGAAACUGUAUACAUAUAAUUCAGGAAUCGAUUUAUCCUCCAAUAAUCUUGAGGGAGAAAUUCCUGAAGAGAUAGGUCUACUGAAAGGGCUUUCCAUGCUGAAUCUAUCACACAACCGCCUCUCGGGUAACAUCCCAUUCAGUGUUGGAAAUAUGAAGAGCUUAGAGUCUUUGGAUCUGAGUUUCAACAAGUUAUCUGGACUUAUCCCGCCAUCUUUAGCAUCAAUGGAUUUUCUUGGUUAUUUGAAUUUGUCUUACAAUAACCUGAGUGGAAGGAUACCAAGGGGACCUCAUAUGGAUACAUUGAGCGGAGAUGGUUCAGCAUAUGUUCAUAACAACUUCUUGUGCGGGUACCUUACGAAGAAUGCUUGUGAGGGCAGUCUGAGCAGUGAUACCGGCAAUUCUCCGAAUGAAUAUGGUCAAGAUAAGUGGCAUUUUUAUGGUAUUGUUGCUUUCGGGUUCAUAGUUGGAUUUUUGGGUCUGUUCUUUGGUUUACUUUUGAAGAAAGAUAAAUGGUGGGCCGGAUAUUGGAGAGCUGUUGACAAUCUUGCAGUCAAAAGUGUUCGAUUCUUCGUAAAAGAUUGAUAAUCAAAUACUUACUUUGUACAUUGAUCAUCUA